AUGGAUUUCUACGCUCCAGCACCUCCUCAACCGAGGUUCAAUUCAUUCAAUGGACUAAAUCGAUCAUUCAAUCAACUUCACACUUCAUCCCCUUUCCAGCGAAGUGACCCAGGACCCGGCAAGACAGCCAAUGCCUCAAAAGAUACCAAUGAUAUAGCCAAGUACCAGUUCUGGCCAGAAGCCAUUGCUAUGGGUACGCUGACAGGCAAAACAUUCACCCAAAUAUUAGGGGCUGGCUGUGAAAAAGGGGUCAACUACGACGACUGGAAUCGACAUGGAAAAUCAUUUAUCGCUUUCGACUUCAAGAAAGAACAGCUAGUACUAAGAGCAGAAAUGAAACUACCUCGAGACAGGUUACCACCAGCACUCCCUCCUCUAGAUGCCGAGUUGUCAUUUGACGACAUCACUUCACACGGAUUCUACGUCACUUACGAGAUGGUGGGAGGGGUAUAUAACGUUGUAGUUACCGUAAGCUGUCGACGACCGCCCAAAUUCUAUCUGAAAUUCGAGGAUGCCCACCUUCUACGAGAGACCGAUAGGAAAGGGUUCAAACAGGAUCGUAGGAGGGCCACCGCAAUGGAUUUUGCUAUAUCUGCUGGCGUGCCCGAACGCGACGCUGGUCCUAUCAAGUCUGUUCCAGAAGGACCUUGUGGUUUUCCUACCUUUUGGAAUACCUAUAGAUGGACUUUCAAGUUGGACGUAAAGGGAUACAACACUCUCAUUGGGUGUACCCAGAAGAUCCGAGCGCUGGCAGAGAGCGAUCCAGAGAUGAACCUCAUGUCAAAUUUCAGGACUGAUACUAGGUGGCAAGUCCACAAACUCGAUGCCACUGCAAUGGAUCAGCUCUACGGUCCACCCAACUUGAACACUAUACGGUUUUCAGCUAGAACGUUGAUCGAAGGUCUAAUUGCUCACAAUAUCCUUCGUCCAGGAGAUAUCAGAGCUCUGUUAAUCGCCCUUCAACAAGUGGCUGUUGUCGCUGGCUUCCAGGAUAGGAUAUUGGAGAGUUUGUACAGCUACCACGAGAGGAUAAGGGAUGUAGGCGAAGUAGUGAAGAAAACUGCAAGCUAUCUGAGAAGGAAAGAACGUCCAAAUCUCUCUCAUUUAGUCUUAAUUAGAACAGUACAAGUGACACCUACACGAGUACUCAUCGGACCACCCCAGCAAGAGUCAUCUAACAGUGUAACCAGGCAGUACAAAGAUCGUCUACAUGGUAUCAUCCGUGUACAGUUUACGGACGAGGAGGAUAGACUAUACGUGGGAGAUCUAAAACAAAUGGAUAAUCUUCGGCCCGAGGUCGGUAUCAUGGCGAGAGUUCGUCGAGCGCUUCACCACGGUCUCGUCGUAGGUGGUCAAACCUUCUACCCAGUCGCCUCGUCGGCUUCUCAGCAAAAAGACCACGCCAUCUGGUUCGUAGACCAUAAGGUGAUCGACGGACUUGCCUUGCGGAAGUGGAUGGGCAGCGUCACUGAGACCGUCAUCGCCAAACAUGCCGCACGAAUGGGACUACCUUUCAGCACCAGUCGGAUCGUUGAUAUCAAUAUCAAAGUUGGAAAGGAACUACCAGAUAUCAAGCGUAAUGGUAGGACAUUUACGGAUGGUGUAGCAGUAGCCGGCCAGGACGUGCUUAUACAGGCAGCGUUGGCUCUUGGAGAGCACAAAGGUCUCAAUGCCAAACCUUCUGCUAUCCAGUUCCGACUAGGGGGAGCCAAAGGUGUACUAGCCUACUGGCCUGGUUUGGUCGAGCCUCAAGAAGUGCGUUUACGAAAAUCAUUGAUCAAAUUCGAUAGCGACUUGGCGGAUUUGAAUGUCGUAAGAAUCGCCAAGUAUCAAGUAGCCUUUUUGAAUCGACAAUUCAUCAAUAUCAUGUAUGCAAAUGGUGUGCCUAGUGCAUUGAUGGUAGAGAUCUUUCAAGAUGCAGUAGCUCACAUCAAAGGCCUGAAGGACCGAGUAGCUGCUAGGAAGAUGACCAAAGACGAUCAUCAAUUGAUUGGAUUGUGUUCUGCUUUCCCCUUGACACAACUAAUUAAAGCUGGAUUCCAUAAAAACCCCUUUGUUCUUGAUAUAGCUUCUAUCAUCGAAUGUAGGGCUCUCCAAGACCUCAAGUGGAGAGCUAGAGUCAAAUUGCCAGGAGGGGUGUUCUUGAUCGGUAUCGCGGAUGAGACGGGGACUCUAAAAGAAGGGGAAGUCUUCUGUCAAUUUCAAGAGAAUGAGGAGGGGUCGAAGCCUAAAGUGGUCUUGGGUGAAGUACUCGUCUGUCGAGCUCCAGCUCGUGAUGUAAGACGUGCGCGUGCUGUGGACAAUCCCAGGUUGAGGCAUCUUAACAAUGUCAUUGUUUUCAAUGUUCAAGGGGAGCGAGAUUUGCCUAGCAUGCUGGGAGGGGGAGAUCUAGACGGUGAUGACUACACCUUGAUAUGGGAUCAACGAUUCGUCACAUCGCUCAACGUCUACGAGCCAAUGCAUUAUGAGGCUCCGGCACCUAUCAAGGUCGACAAAGUGACCCAGGCGCACUUGAACGAGAACUUCUGCUCAUACAUUUUGAACGAUGUCCUCGGUCAAGUCGAUAAUUGUCACCUCGCCUUAUCUGAUAUGCUCACUCCGUUCCAUGAAGAUUGCCUACAGCUGUCUGAUAUCCAUUCUACUGCGUAA
This is a messenger RNA of Kwoniella mangroviensis CBS 8507, 2649 nucleotides long. RefSeq lists its product as uncharacterized. The transcript has 18 exons. NCBI's taxonomy places the organism in Eukaryota, Fungi, Basidiomycota, Tremellomycetes, Tremellales, Cryptococcaceae. Gene Ontology annotation, molecular function: RNA-directed RNA polymerase activity. The coding region runs from base 1 to 2649 and encodes 882 amino acids. Gene Ontology annotation, cellular component: nuclear RNA-directed RNA polymerase complex. Gene Ontology annotation, biological process: siRNA processing. The record is from RefSeq and is a predicted model, not a curated record.